GAAGUAAACCUAAAGCAUACGGUGUUAGUGUUGUGUCCCUCACUUCUUGCCUUCUCCCUCGUUCAUGGUUGCAGCAGCAGCAGCCGCACACCGAAUCGAAUUCCCACCGGCAGCUAAGGUCUUCUAUCGGAACUGGUAAAAGUUUCGUUGCGAACUGAAGGGAGAUUCUAUGGGGAAGCAGGACGAGCCUCUCCAUGUUAGUUCCAAAGCGGAGCUGAAGCGAAAAGAGAAGCAGCAGAAGAAGGCCAAGUCUGGAGGGUUCGAGUCCUUAGGUCUCAGUCCCAAUGUCUUCAGGGGAAUCAAGCGCAAGGGUUACAGAGUACCCACUCCAAUUCAGAGGAAAACCAUGCCGCUCAUUCUUUCCGGGGCCGAUGUCGUGGCCAUGGCACGCACUGGCUCUGGUAAAACUGCUGCUUUUUUGGUGCCUAUGUUGGAGCGCCUUAAACAGCACGAUCCCCAGGGUGGUGUUAGGGCUCUUAUUUUGUCUCCUACAAGAGACUUGGCGCUUCAGACUCUCAAGUUCACUAAGGAACUUGGAAAAUUCACAGAUCUUCGAAUUAGUUUAUUGGUAGGGGGUGAUAGUAUGGAAGCUCAGUUUGAAGAAUUGGCUCAAAAUCCUGAUAUUAUAAUUGCAACUCCUGGAAGGCUGAUGCACCAUUUGGCUGAGGUUGAUGACAUGACCUUGCGCACAGUUGAAUAUGUAGUUUUUGAUGAAGCUGACUGUCUCUUUGAAAUGGGUUUUGCUGAGCAGUUGCAUAAAAUCCUUGCACAACUGAGUGAGAAUCGUCAGACCUUGCUUUUUAGUGCGACCUUACCAAGUGUUCUUGCAGAGUUUGCAAAAGCUGGUCUUCGCGAUCCCCAGCUUGUGCGCCUUGAUUUAGACACUAAGAUUAGCCCUGAUCUAAAGCUUGUCUUUUUUACUUUACGUCAAGAAGAGAAAAAUGCAGCAUUAUUGUAUUUGAUCAGGGAGCAAAUCAGUGCUGAUCAACAAAGUUUGAUUUUUGUAUCCACUAGGCAUCAUGUGGAGUUUUUAAAUGUUUUGUUCAGAGAGGAAGGUAUUGAGCCGUCUGUAUGUUAUGGUGAAAUGGACCAAGAUGCUCGCAAGAUUCAUAUAUCUAGAUUUAGGGCAAGAAAAACAAUGUUCUUAAUUGUGACUGAUGUUGCAGCUAGGGGCAUUGACAUCCCAUUGCUUGAUAAUGUUAUCAACUGGGACUUCCCUCCAAAACCUAAAAUCUUUGUACACCGAGUUGGACGAGCUGCAAGAGCUGGUCGAACUGGUACAGCAUUUUCAUUUGUGACUUCCGAGGAUCUCCCCAAUCUUUUAGAUCUUCAUCUUUUUCUCUCAAAACCUGUAAGGGCUGCACCUACUGAGGAGGAGGUCUUACUUGAUAAGGAGGGUGUAUUCUCUAAAAUAGACCAUGCAAUUGCAAGUGGAGAAACUGUAUAUGGACGUCUCCCUCAGACGGUUAUUGAUCUUGCUUCUGAUAGAAUUAGAGAAACAAUUGAUUCUUCAGCAGACUUGAUUUCUCUGCAGAAAACUUGUUCAAAUGCAUUUCGUAUGUAUUCAAAGUCCAAACCUCUACCUUCAAAAGAGUCUAUCAGAAGAGCGAAGGACUUACCUCGUGAAGGGUUGCAUCCAAUCUUUAAAAAUGCUCUUGAAGGUGGUGAAUUAAUGGCAUUGGCCUUCUCAGAGCGCUUAAAAACAUUCAGACCCAAGCAGACAAUACUGGAGGCUGAAGGAGAAGCUGCUAAGUCAAGGCAUCGACAGGGUCCUAGUCAAUGGGUUGAUAUAAUGAAGAGAAAAAGAGCUGUUCACGAGGAGGUCAUUAACUUAGUUCAUCAGCAACGCUCUGCUAAGCACGUGGAGGAGGAACUCCCAUUGGAAAACAUUUCUUCAAAGGAUAAGGAGAAGAAAGGACCUCAAGGAUUAAAAAGAAGAAAGACUACAAGUUUCAAGGAUGAGGAGUUUUACAUAAAUUCAGUACCAACAAAUCAUCAUACAGAAGCAGGGUUAACGGUGAAGGGCGAUCAAGGUUUUGGGUCUAACAGGUUGGAUAAUGCGGUUCUGGAUCUAGUCGCUGAUGAUAGUUCUGGCAUGCAGAAACAUAAAUCUGUAUACCAUUGGGAUAAGAGGGGCAAGAAAUAUGUGAAGUUAAACAAUGGGGAUAGGGUCACAGCCAGUGGAAAGAUAAAGACAGAAAGCGGUGCAAAAGUAAAAGCUAACAAGACCGGCAUAUACAAGAAAUGGAAAGAACAAUCACAUAAUAAGAUCUCUCUCAAAGGAAUAAGUAAAGGAGAACACGAUGGUGAUUCCAUGAACACUGCUGGGAAUCAGCGAGUUUUGGGAAAUAAAAGGAAGUUUGGACAGGGAAAGAACAGGCACUCGGUGCCUAAUGCGCAUGUGCGCCCUGAAGUUAAAAAUCUAGAGCAAAUUCGGAAGGAACGGCAGAAAAAGGCAAAUAAAAUUCAACACAUGAAGAACAACAAACCGACGAGGGGCAAAAAAUCUGGUAAAAGGGGGAACAGAGGAAAAGCUAAGUAGGAUGAUAGACGUACUUCUUUCGCAUCUUUCCGAAAUUUUUCGAUUGUCUUAGAGGUCUCUUAAGAGGGAAGAUUUUGUUUUCACUUCGUUUUUAGGAGACUUCAAACUUUUGACUUGGUAAUUUUAGAAGUACUUCUAUCAUUGGAUAUAGUGUUGUAUUUAUCUAUUAGAAAGUAAAGUUUCCUAGCUUUAGUUUGUAUGUGUCCAUGAGAGAUGUAUCUCAUAAUUAUUUAUGUUCAGUGCUUCUUUAUCUUUUA
Benincasa hispida (wax gourd) is the source of this 2799-nucleotide messenger RNA. RefSeq names its product putative DEAD-box ATP-dependent RNA helicase 29. The record is from RefSeq and is a predicted model, not a curated record. Gene Ontology annotation, molecular function: RNA binding; ATP binding; RNA helicase activity. Gene Ontology annotation, cellular component: nucleus; cytosol. Lineage: Eukaryota; Viridiplantae; Streptophyta; Magnoliopsida; Cucurbitales; Cucurbitaceae.